AAACUAGAAAACAUAUUCCCAAUGGACUUGCUCUCUAGGUUCCCAUCAGACACCUCUGAAUCAACUAUUAGCCAGACUGAGACGUAGCUCUGUGUCCCUGCAGCUCUGUGCUCUACUCACCCUGGUACCAAAUAAAAGCCCUGGCACUUACUCAGCUGCUCCAAGCUCUGCAGACAGGUGGCAGAUUAAAGAAGCCUGGACCACCUGUUAUUCACAGGCCUGUCACAUCCAGCUUUCUGACAGGCCUCUCUUGCUAUGGCUGCAGUAGAGAUGCUGAUUUGUUCUUUGAGACAUCAGAGUUUAACUUGAAAUGAAAGGAAGAAAAAGAAAAUGGAAAAAACCUGGAAAGGAUCACCCAGCCUAUGACUCCCCUAACUAUUCAUACAGUCAGUUACACUGGGUCAAACAGUGGAAUAGUAAUGGUAAAAGAUAAUAAAAUGCAAGAAAUACAUUUUCAGGAUCACAGUUGCUUCUCAUGAAAGAGAAUCCAGACUUGAGCUUUUUGGUGCAAGAAAUAAAAAAAUGGAAGUUAGAAAAACCCACAGAGAAUUUUUAGGUACCAUUUUCUUAAACACUAAUUAAAGAAAACAAGGCACAUUUACUAACACACAGACCUGCAGAUUUAUCUGCCUGUUUCUGUAAGACAAGCAAGGUUUUAUCAGCAUUUGAAUGGAACACCUCAAGUAAGCAAAUCCAACAAAUUAAAAAGGGCAGCCCAUCAGUUUGCUAACGAUACCAGGGGCCACCACAUGACGCUCUCUUUCAGGCUGUCUAGACUAAAUUGUGGCUGUGAGCGGGCAAAGCUGAUGCCUGAAUUUUCAGCCAGUGAGAGAAAUGCCCAUCCCUGGUGAAUUGCUCAACAUGCAGGACAAAAAAGAUGCCAAGUUCCUGUGCUCAUUCCUUCCGGCAGAGCUAGGAGGGGAGAAAAGCAAACUGCUCUUGGGCAACAGCCCUUCUCACUUCUGUCUGGACUCCUCUCUUGCCCCCUUCUCUGCUGGAUAGACAUGGAGAAACUCAUGCACCUCAUCUUGGUCUUCUUCUCAGCAUCCUGCACUGCAGAGAACAUCACUACAGUGUACGGAAUGGAGGGGGGAACCAUAUCUGUGAACUGCACCUAUAACCCCCGGCAGCAGCGGUGGAAAGAGAAGAGCUGGUGCAAACAGAUCGAUGGGAGUAAGUGCCAACACGUGGUGAGCGCCCGCCGCUUCUGGCUGCCAUUCCUGAAGAACAGGAACGGCACCACUUCCAUCAGCGACAACAUCCAGGAUGGGGUCCUGACAGUGACCAUGAGGCGACUCAGGAAGCAGGACGCCGGGCUGUACCAGUGCAGAACUGACCAUCUGGGGGAAACAAACACCUUGCGGAAGGUACAAGUGGAUGUGCUGACAGCUGUCCUGGAGACCCAAAUCCCAGAGGAGCCCAGUGCUGUGCAGAGCAUCUCCAGCAUCCCUCCUGAAGCUGAUUUCACGGUCCUCUACAUCAUUGCUGGAUUACUGGCUACUAAGUUUGUGGUGGCUGUGCUGAUCUUUAUCAUUAGCAACAGCAUGAAAAACAGAGAGACAGAGCAGAACAAGCCAAGCUUGAAUAAACAGCAGGUCCUCCGUUUCCCUGGUGACCUCGUAGAGCAUGCAUAUGGUGGAAACAGCCCCUCCUGGGAGAGCACUGCUUAGAGCCGAACCAAAGAGAAUCAACAGGGAAAUGAACAUCAAGCUUUUUCUAGCAAAGCUUUGCCACCUGCUGUAAGAAAGAAGAGCACUGACUUCUAAAUAUAGGUAUUGACAAACCUAUCACACUGGAGAAGGAAUGUCACCAUCUACCACCUUCUCUCAUUGCUGCUGACCAGCUUUCUCCAACACAACCAAAUUGAAAUGAUGCUGCCAGUAACACCUGAAACUGAUGGAAGAGGGUGGGACUGAGGGCUGGGAGGAGGGAGGAAGAUGAAAUUUUUUUGUCAAGAGAUCCAACGCAACUCAUGUGGCAGAGAUGCUUCCCCAGACGCAGGAAUGCACAGAUAAUGCCUUGUUGUAAGUAAAACCACAGAUACAGCAGUAAACAUAAACAAGAGUCCAGGUUAACACACCUCAACCACCUUGUGUUUUUGUGCACUCACACACAUAUCCGCAGUGCAAAAAUGGUAAGACAUUGUUUCAUCUCAAACCCCCAAGGAAGUUUUGAUUCGUUGAAGAACAGUGCUGAAGAGUUCUUGGCUUUUAUUCAGAAUGUCCUACACAUGUCUACAGAACCCAUGAAUGCUUCUCCCAAAAGCACAAAGUAUAAAUGGACGUAUGUGGUUCUACUGAAAGCUAGCAUUGUUGUCUAGAAAUCAGCUUUGUUAAGACUUGUUUGUAAGAUUCCUGUCCGUAAAGACGGACGUUUUUGCCAUGCUUAUGGCAGUGCAGUGCUCUGCUGUCACCUCCAGUCACUGCCAGUAACUGCACCACGCUAUCAGGCAGUUAUUCCAAAUACUUAUCUCCUGCUCAGGUGAGAUCUAUCAGUGUUGUGCCAUCUCACAGUACUGCUAGGUGACACAGUCUCUUUUUCCAAGACACCAAAGAUCACUUUGCACAGAGUGGAUCCUUAGCAGGCAGUCAGUGUGGAAAGGAAUAUAGAACUGCAGAACAUAACAAAGGGAUGUGAAAUCUGCACACAGCUCUGAGCUUGUUUCCUCAUUUCUCAAAUCAUUCCAUGACCACAAAAAUGAUCUGUCUCUCUGUACUUACCUGCUCUUUUUCUCAAGGGGAUCACUGUUCAUCAUACCCCAAAAGGAAGCUGCAAUUACCUGUCCAAAGAAGAACCCAAACCCGAUGCAUUCACACUUCUUCCCGCAUUGCCUACAAAGCUAAAUAAAAACAAACUGGUUAUCUUA
This is a messenger RNA of Meleagris gallopavo (turkey), 2866 nucleotides long. Its product is annotated as triggering receptor expressed on myeloid cells 2-like. Gene Ontology annotation, molecular function: signaling receptor activity. The record is from RefSeq and is a predicted model, not a curated record. NCBI's taxonomy places the organism in Eukaryota, Metazoa, Chordata, Aves, Galliformes, Phasianidae. Gene Ontology annotation, cellular component: cell surface.